AUGGUGCUGCUCGCAAUGUUGCCAAAGAGGUGGGGUGGUGAAGUUGGAGUUUAUGGUGCUGCUCGCAAUGUUGCCAAAGAGGGUCCUGCCACUGUCACUGCUGCCCGUGUCACUGCUGCUCCCCGCCCUCCCAUGCAGCGCUCUCAAAUCUUGGUCGUCACGCACAAGUCCCUGCUGAGAGCGCUUCCGUUCACUGCCCUUGGCAUGGGCCCUGACAAGAGGGCUGGUGGUGAGUGUGUUGAGUUUGAGGUGCCUCCUGUCUCCCUGCCAGACCCCAAUAGACCCCUUCCUUGCUCUCAUUCCCCUCCAUUUCUUUUCCUCCCUACUCUUUCCCUGCCAGAGCCCUUCCUUGCUCUCAUUCCCCUCCAUUUCUUUUCCUCCCUCCUCUUUCCCUGCCAGACCCCUUCCUUGCUCUCAUUCCCCUCCAUUUCUUUUCCUCCCUCCUCUUUCCCUGCCAGACCCCUUCCUUGCUCUCAUUCCCCUCCAUUUCUUUUCCUCCCUCCUCUUUCCCUGCCAGACCCCUUCCUUGCUCUCAUUCCCCUCCAUUUCUUUUCCUCCCCCCUCUUUCCCUGCCAGACCCCUUCCUUGCUCUCAUUCCCCUCCAUUUCUUUUCCUCCCUCCUCUUUCCCUGCCAGACCCCUUCCUUGCUCUCAUUCCCCUCCAUUUCUUUUCCUCCCUCCUCUUUCCCUGCCAGACCCCUUCCUUGCUCUCAUUCCCCUCCAUUUCAAUCCCUUCUUGUGUCCUGCCGGUUCUGUUCCCUCAUUCCCUUACCUCACCGUUUCCAUUCCCCCACUUUCUUUUACCCCGCCCUCGUUUCCCUCCUAA
Messenger RNA from Closterium sp. Naga37s-1, 825 nucleotides. The record is from the annotation of a GenBank genome assembly. Lineage: Eukaryota; Viridiplantae; Streptophyta; Zygnematophyceae; Desmidiales; Closteriaceae.